UCGUAGCUGCUGGGUCCAGACGGAGAAGAAGCCAAUCACCGUCGAGUGUACAGAGCUACCGAAGGAAAGCGUUAAUGUUCAUAACUCCGUGGUUGACGACCAGUUAUCCGAAGGGGUUUGGACUGUUAUCAUCUCCGAGAGGACUUGUUUUGACUGUGAGAGGACUGGGAAAAGCUCCUCUUGGACCACGGUGGAGAACUGCACCCGCGCACCUUGGAAUGUUACCGGAUUUUACAGAGCGACGGGGAUGGAGGUUCAGAGCCGCCGCGACUGACAUCGAUGGGGGUGAUUUCAUUUGGUUUCAUCAGACUCUCGCCGCAGACGCGGGCCCAGUCGCUGCUGCUGCCACUGGACGUACACUCCACCAACAAGAAUGAAUGGACAGAAGCUGUGGACGCGGGUGGCUCUGAUGGCUCUCCUGGUGCUGGCGGCGAUGGCCGCCGAAGGAGGCAAAGCGGAGAAACAAGGAAAGAAGGAGCGCAAGUCGGACUGCGGCGAGUGGCAGUGGAGCGUGUGCGUGGCCAACGAGGGCGACUGCGGUCUCGGCACCCGGGAGGGGACGCGCACCGGCACCGACUGCAAGCAGACCAUCAAGACCCAGCGCUGCAAGAUCCCGUGCAACUGGAAGAAGAAGUUCGGAGGGGAAUGCAAGUAUGACUUCCAGGCGUGGGGGGAGUGCGACCUGGCGACGGGCAAGAAGAACAGGACGGGCGUGCUGAAGCGGGCGCUCAUGGACGCCACCUGUGCCAACACGGUCACGGCCACCAAGCCCUGCGGGAAGACCCCCAAGACCAAGCUGCAAGAUGCAAAGAAGCAAAAGAAGGAGGGCAAGAAGCGAGAUCGCACCCAAAUGGACUGAGGAGGUCGUGGUCCGCGAGGGAGGAAGAGGAUAAAAACAUGGCCGCCGCCGCCGCCGCCCCUAUUUCAACACAGCUCCUCCUUUGCGUGUCCUUGUAGGUUGAACAGGAAACCCAGUGGAAAUACGACUUCUAGUGACGACGCGUACUCUUCCCCCCCUUUCUUCUCUUUCUAGCAGCUGAUGAGAUGCGACUUGUACGAAAUAAAUACAGUAGGAGAUGAUAAUGCACAGCGGUGUAGGGACAAAUAAUGAAUACGGAGAUUUGUUUACUAGUGUUCUCACCUAAUGAUGUUAUUGCUAGCGAGGAAUUCUUUUUUUUUUUCUUUUUCCGUUCUUUCUUUUUCCCCAGGAACAAAUUGGACGGGAUUUGUUUCACAGAUGCGUUGGUCUCACUCUAAUUUGGGAGGGGGGAAAAAAAAGAAGCUCAUUGGUCCGUGCGGCGACAUAAUGAGGCAGUUUGUGAAAAGUGAAGCUGGGAAACAUCUUCACUUCAUUAAUUUGAGCAACAACAACAACAAGUCGAAAAAGAAAAAUAAGUUGUCGUCCUUAGCAAUUUUUUCCGCAAAGUGACUCGAGUUAAUUAUUACUCUUUCUCUUCCGAUGUGCUAUGAUAUAUUAUUUCCCCCCCCCGUUUCCAAUAAGAAUAAACCAGCUCGUUCUGUCUGGAGGCUGCAUGACGUACCCGC
This is a messenger RNA of Scophthalmus maximus (turbot), 1545 nucleotides long. It is a transcript of the gene ptn, whose product is annotated as pleiotrophin. The transcript is spliced from 7 exons. Bases 374 to 859 code for a protein of 161 amino acids. Gene Ontology annotation, molecular function: growth factor activity. The record is from RefSeq and is a predicted model, not a curated record. NCBI's taxonomy places the organism in Eukaryota, Metazoa, Chordata, Actinopteri, Pleuronectiformes, Scophthalmidae.